Molecule: messenger RNA, 2337 nt
Organism: Trichophyton verrucosum HKI 0517
Lineage: Eukaryota; Fungi; Ascomycota; Eurotiomycetes; Onygenales; Arthrodermataceae
Exons: 1
Coding region: 1-2337 (778 amino acids)
Source: RefSeq, a predicted model, not a curated record
AUGGUACUCUCUCUCCUGAGCAACAAGACACCUCGCAAUAAUAAACGAACGCCAGCACCGCUAUCAUCUUCAGGGCCCCCAUCAACUGCGUCCUCCUCCUCGAGAUCUAUAAAGGUGGUUUCUCCGGCCACUGCUAUCACCGUAAAGCUGUCCCCUACGGCCUCGUCCACCCUCGCAGAAGCCCUUCGCAGCGACCCGUUCGCUCCAGGUUCGCAGUCCAACACCAACACCACUACAACAACGACAACCACCACGACUCCAGCAGCUGAUAUAUUGACUGGUUCGCACGAUACGGAAGACGAGAACCACCGUGAGCUACGAGAACGUAACGAGGCACUGAAUGUACUGGCUAGAAUAUUCCCUGACAUACAUCCAGAGGUUUUCAGAGAGCUGCUUACACGAUUCGACGGCAAAAGCAGGCUGGAAGUUAGUGUUGAGCAGCUAUUAAGAUACCGAUCAGAAUGGGUCAAGGGGCGAUGGAACGUUUCUUCUGCUUCCGGGGGAACUGGCACCCUUUCUACCACUGAGGGUGGCCCUGAUGCUAGGAACAAGCCAGUUCCCAGGGAAGAACUAUUCCGGAGCGAUCAAUACAAAGACGCUGCCCGGGCAGCUCUGGCCGCAGAAUUUCGAUCUCUGAGCAGAAGUACAAUUGACGCUGUCCUUGCAGAAGGGAACUUCUCAUAUGUUCGUGCGCGGCCAACUCUUCUGGACCUAUCUCGGAAAUCAUGGCGUGUUACAUUGGGGAAUAUGUUCUCCUUCAAAAAGAAGAAGGCGCCGCAUAAGAAUGAUCCGCCUCCAUACCUGGUUUGGCAGAGAAGUUCUACUGACGAACCUGAGCCCGUUCUGAGAAGUACGGGGUGUGCGGAGUUAGAUGAAGAGAUUCAUUCUACGUACUUACUUCCGCUGGUCAAACAAAGACGAGAGACACAGGUCGAGGAAGACUUUAGGAAAGCCGAAGAUCUGAACGAAGUAGAAGCAAAGGUGGUUGAUGCUCUUUACGAGUGUGAUUGUUGCCUCUCGGAUGUUACCUUUGAACAGAUAUCAACAUGCUCCGAGGCAUGUCAUGUCAUCUGCUUUAACUGCAUACAGCGCACCCUUCAAGAAGCACUCUUUGGUCAAGGAUGGGAUAAGUCUAUCAGUUCCGAGAAGUCGACUCUAUGGUGUAUCGCCCCGUUUGCGAACGGGACAUGCCAAGGGACGCUGGAUGCCGAGUUGGUUAAGAGAGCAAUCUUGAAAGAGAGAUCUGGAAUGGAAACAUACCGAAAAUUUGAAGCUCGUCUUGCCUCUGAAUCUCUCGCCAAAUCAAACUUGAAACUGAUUCACUGCCCUUUCUGCUCAUAUGCAGAGGUAGAUCCCGUUUUUCACCCGUCGGUCCAAGGGAUAACUUGGCAAUUCCGCAAAGCCAGCCUCGCUACAAGUAUAGCAGUGUCCAUCCUACUUCUUGAUAUUUUUCAGUUUUUUCUACUCCCUCUCCUUCUUCUUCUCUGCAUUUCACCCUCUGCGUUAAGAACCAUUUUCCACAGGUCUUUGCAGAAUAUCUGCCUGAGGAGACGCUCACCGCGUUUCAAAUGUGGGAACCCGACAUGUUCCCGGGCGAGCUGUAUGCGUUGCCAUAAGGCAUGGAACGAUCCACAUACAUGUCAUGAGCCAUUACUUCAGUCUCUAAGAACUACAGUGGAAGCGGCUCGGACGGCAGCUAUCAAACGCACUUGUCCAUGUUGUGGACUGUCGUUCGUCAAAGCUUCUGGAUGCAACAAACUUACCUGCGUGUGUGGUUAUUCUAUGUGUUAUAUAUGCCGCAAAGCACUUGGGCCGAAACGUCGACAACAAUCAAAUGGCCGAAACAACGAUGGCGGAGGGGGCAUUCAACUCCUAGAUGGUGCAGCAAAUGCAGAGUCUGACAAUGACGAGAUUGGCGAGGAGGCAGAAGGCUACAAACACUUUUGCGAGCAUUUCCGAAUAGUUCCGGGUUCCGCCUGCACAGAAUGCAACAAAUGUGGCCUCUACCAAACAGAGGAUGAGGAAGCGGUUGCGCAACGUGCAGGAGAGCAGGCUCAACGGGAAUGGAGGAUCCAGCAGGGCAUGGAAGUCAAUACCGAAGACACUCGUACUACGGGUGCUGCAGUAACUAGCCACAAGCGAAAUCCUACAGGAGCAACUCCUAAAAUGGCUCGUGUCUAUGACUGGGAUUUACAGUUUGAUGUUACCAGCGGAUCCCGGAGGUUCGGCUGGGAAUUUUGGACCAAGUAUCUCUGGCAGAAUCAACGGUGGAAGAUGGAAAUCCAGCUUCUUGUUGACAAUGCCAUUGAUACUCUUGUUGUUGUCGACGCCAUGUGA